AUGGCUAAAAAAUCAUUAAGUGAAGAAAUAUCUUCGUUAUAUGCAAAUAAAACUGAUUUUGAUAUAGAAAAUGAAGAAUUAAAUGAUAAUAAUCUAUUUGAACAUGAAGAUGGUGAAUUUGAAUCAUCUGAAUCUGAUAAUGAAUUGAAAAAUCAACAUUAUUUAAAAACCGAAAAAUCAAAAUUAAGGAAAAAUGAUGUAAAUUUAGGUGAAAAAUAUACUGGUAAUGUUAUAAAAAGAGAAAAUUUAUAUAAUGAUGAAAGUUUGGAAGUUGAAGAAAGUGAAGAAGAGGAAUUAGACGAAGAAUUAGACGAAGAAUUAGACGAGAAAAAUAAUAAAGAAGAAAUAGAUAAUGAAAGUGAGGAAGAAGAAGAAGAAGAAGGAGAAGAAGAAGAAAGUGAACCAGAAGAAGAGUCGGAUGAAGAAGAAAGUGCUUUACAUAAAAGAUCAAUCAUCAAAAAGUUAAUUGAUAAAGAACGUACUCAAAUAAUCAAUAGAAUGUCACAAUCAACUGUAAAUGAUGCACUUAAAGGUUUUGCAAUUAUACAACAAAAUAAAAUAUUUGAAAAGAUAAUCAAUAUAAGGCUUCUGUUUCAAAAAUCGUUAAAUCAAAGUAAUCAAUUACCUAUAACACCAGAAAUUUACCAAGAAAAUAAAACUGAAGAGACUCCAACACUUUUAAAAGAAGCAAAAUCAGACUUGUAUUCACUUCUUGAAUCACUAAUUAAUUUACGUAAUGAAUUAUCAGAAACAAAUACUCCAAACCCUAAAAAACGAAAUUAUCAGGAAUAUUUAGAAACAAACAAACAACAAAACAAGCAUUUAUCAGCCAAUACCUCAAAAAUACUUCAGAAAUGGUCAAUUAAAGUUUUAAAUUCAUCAGGAUCAACAGCUAUAAACAAAUUUAAAUCCAUUAAUCAAUCAUUUGAUCAACAAGUUGAAAAUAAUUUAUUAGAUAUGGAUAGAUUGAUAAAGCGUACAAAAAUAAAUCGUAAAAAUAUUACACCAAUUGGAUAUAUACAACCAGAACAAACAGAAGAAAUAAGACAUAAAUCACAACCUACAAAUGAAUAUAUUUUUGAUGAUGAAGAUUUUUAUCGUACUUUACUUAAUGAUUUAGUUGAUAAAAAGAUAUCAUCAAAUAAUCAAGAUAAUAUUACAUUGGUAAAGAGCGUCCAAAGAUCAAAUAAAGUCAAAAAUAAUGUAGAUACAAAAGUUUCAAAAGGUAGAAAAUUAAGAUUUCAAGUACAAGAACCUUUACAAAAUUUUGAAACUUCAAUUGGGAAAUGGAGAUGGAAUGAUGAUCAAAUUGAUGAAUUUUUUGCAAGUUUAUUAGGUCAAAAAGUUAACAUGAAUGAAGGAGAUGAAGAAUUAAAACAAGAGGAAGAAGAGGAAGAAAUAAUACCUGAUGAUGGUAUAAGAUUAUUUGGAUAA
Messenger RNA from Insectozyma verbasci, 1434 nucleotides. The record is from the annotation of a GenBank genome assembly. NCBI's taxonomy places the organism in Eukaryota, Fungi, Ascomycota, Pichiomycetes, Serinales, Debaryomycetaceae.